This is a messenger RNA of Ceraceosorus guamensis, 2246 nucleotides long. RefSeq names its product BING4CT-domain-containing protein. The coding region runs from base 249 to 2126 and encodes 625 amino acids. Gene Ontology annotation, biological process: maturation of SSU-rRNA from tricistronic rRNA transcript (SSU-rRNA, 5.8S rRNA, LSU-rRNA). Gene Ontology annotation, cellular component: nucleolus; small-subunit processome; 90S preribosome. The transcript has 2 exons. The record is from RefSeq and is a predicted model, not a curated record. Gene Ontology annotation, molecular function: protein binding. Lineage: Eukaryota; Fungi; Basidiomycota; Exobasidiomycetes; Ceraceosorales; Ceraceosoraceae.
CCACGAUUUUCCGCUUUCUACCCUCACCCGCUCAUCACUUCGCAUUUGCUUGCGCGAGGUGCUUAGUCCCACUUGCGCCCUCAGUUCAGCCCUCAUCCCUCGGUAUGGAUCCUGGACCAUCUCGAAGAAGUCUCGGCGGCAAUGGAGGGGCACAAGGGGAGGGGAACGGUGGCGGAAGAGGAAAGAAGAGGCAUGGCGCAAGAGGAGGGGGAGAAGAAGGAGGUUGGGGCAAGCACACGGCGCAAGCCAUGGAAUCGCAAUCCAAUUCGAUUCAUCGCACGACCAAUCUCCCCAAAUCGCUGCAGCAGUCCAUGCCUCUGCCGGAAGCUCGAGCGCCCAAGUCGUUGGGACGCAUCCAGGACAAGAAGUUGCGAGCUCAAUUGAGCAAAGCUCAUUUGGAUUCCAAACGAGCCAAGGAACAAGCCAAGUUGGCCGACGAAUACAUCCAUGCGCCUCAGGCUGGUGAAGAGGCGGGCAUGAUAGAGGUGGAGAGCAAUAUGGAGAGGACUGCGCGUGUCACCCAGAGGGAGAUCAGGCAGAGCAUCGCUUUGGACGCAGCUACAAAGUCCUUCUCCCUCGAUCUGUCGGCCAACAAGGGUAACAGUCGCAAUGCGCCCAACGCCAGUCUGGGACCGUACCGCGCAGACUAUACGCGCAAUGGCAGACAUCUACUGCUGGGCGGUAGAAAGGGUCAUCUGGCAGCGUUCGAUUGGCAGACGGGUCAAUUGCUGUGCGAAGUGCAAGUCAAAGAGACUGUGAGGGAUGUGAAGUGGCUGCACAACAAGUCCUUCUUUGCAGCAGCGCAGAAAAAGUACGUCUACAUUUACGACUCUUCGGGGGCAGAAGUGCACAGGCUUAGGGAUCACAUAGAAGUGACCAGGAUGGAAUUUCUGCCCUAUCAUUUCCUCCUCGCGACCGUGGGCAACGCUGGGUGGCUAAAGUAUCAGGAUACCAGCACAGGAGGUAUCGUUGCUCAACACCGGAGCGGAUUAGGCGCUUGCCACACUAUGGCACAGAAUCCACUCUCCGCCUUGAUACACCUUGGUCACGCAAAUGGCACAGUGACCAUGUGGACGCCGAACUUGUCCAGCCCCGCAAUCAAGAUGUUGGCGCAUCGAGGACCUCUGAGCGCCAUUUCCCUAUCGACGCAAAAUCAGGGCAGAGAUAUGGCCACUUCUGGUCUGGACGGGUCCGUAAAGGUGUGGGACAUUAGGAUGCUCGGCCGAGGAGCUCUUCGUGAAUGGCAAAGCCGCAAACCUGCCAGCGAUUUAAAGUAUUCUCAAAGAGGCUUGCUGGGCGUAGCGUGGGGGAGUCACGUCUCCAUCUACGAUCCCAAAGCCCCGUUCAAAGCUGCAGUCACUCCCGGUCCGUACCUCACAAACGGCUUUCCCAGCGGUCCGCCCAUCAGCAUCAACUUUUGUCCAUUCGAAGAUGUCCUCGGCGUCGCUCAUGCGAAAGGCUUUGACUCGCUCGUCAUUCCGGGCGCUGGUGAACCGAGAUACGACUCGACGGAGAUUGAUCCCUAUGAGGGGAAAAAUAGCAGGCGGGAGCGCGAAGUGCACGCUCUGCUCGACAAGAUUCAACCCGAGAUGAUCACGCUGGAUCCAGAGACGUUGGGUCAGAUUGAUCACUCGACGGCAGGCAGCGCAGCUCCCCGCGAGGAAUCGCCCACGCCUUUGGGUGGCCGACAAUUGGCACGUUCUUCGGAUGGAAGGCCGUACGCCCGGCUUAGUCGUCUCGAAAGGCUGCGUUUGGAUGGCCUAGCCGACGAAGGUCCGGAUGCCGUCAUUCGGCCCGUUGGGGAUGUGGACGAAACGGUGUCCGGAGAUGGGGGCAUGAUCGCGGGGACCAGAAGCGUGGCGGUCCCAAGCGAACGAUUGGUACGUGAAAGGGAAAAGAAAAAGGCGAGGGGCAAGAAUAGCAGUUUGAAGAGAUAUCUUAGGAAACAAAAGGUCAAUGUGAUCGAUCCCAAGGCACUUGCGGCUAGAGAGAGGUUGGAGAGGUCCAAGGAACAGCAGGCUACCAUCAAGGAACAAAAGAGAAGAGAAGAGUUGGGCCUGCCUCCCAUCGAGCAGGACCAUAGUGCUCUUGCACUCUUUAGCAAGAAGAAGAGAAGAGCUGGAUAGGCUCGUGACAGUAGAGCAUCUUUUGUCAUCCAUGCCACCUGUACUCAACAUGAAGCAUCAUUUUCUGAUCGUUGAGACUUUGCACAGCCCCCAGAUGCGGUCGAUCGCUAUAAUACAAUG